Andrographis paniculata is the source of this 3066-nucleotide messenger RNA. Its product is annotated as calmodulin-binding transcription activator 5-like. Gene Ontology annotation, biological process: regulation of transcription by RNA polymerase II. The record is from RefSeq and is a predicted model, not a curated record. The transcript has 14 exons. Lineage: Eukaryota; Viridiplantae; Streptophyta; Magnoliopsida; Lamiales; Acanthaceae. Bases 134 to 2719 code for a protein of 861 amino acids. Gene Ontology annotation, molecular function: double-stranded DNA binding; protein binding; transcription coregulator activity. Gene Ontology annotation, cellular component: nucleus.
AAAAAAAGCACGGAGACAACGAAUCACUGUCCCUCUCAAACCAGGCCAGGCCAGGCCUUUUUCGUUCACACUGCUUUCACUUCUCUUCUGCUUCUUCAUACUUGUAACUGAUUGUAUGCCUGGUUAAUCACUGAUGGCGAAUCAAUUUAUUGGGACGGGGAUUCAUGGCUUCCUCUCCAUGGCAGACUUGGAUGUUGCCAAUAUCAUGGAGGAAGCCAAGGCAAGAUGGCUCCGACCAAACGAGAUCUAUGCCAUCCUCUGUAACUACAGGCAUUUUCCUGUUCGCGUCAAACCAAUGAAUUUACCAGAAAGUGGCACAAUUGUGUUGUUUGACCGCAAAGUGUUGCGGAAUUUUCGGAAAGAUGGCCAUAAUUGGAAGAAGAAAAAGGAUGGGAAAACUGUCAAAGAAGCUCAUGAGCACUUAAAAGUUGGCGACGAGGAAAGAAUUCAUGUAUAUUAUGCACAUGGAGAAGACAACCCAACCUUUGUUCGCAGAUGCUACUGGCUACUUGACAAGUCUUUGGAGCAUAUUGUCCUUGUGCACUAUCGUGAAACUCGAGAGCAGCUGCAGGGUUCCCCAGCCACACCUGUAAAUUCUAAUUCUAAUUCCACCGCUCAGCAACUGGCGGCCACUUGGGCUUUGUCUGAGGACUCUGCUUCUGCAGUGCAGCAGUCGUAUUAUGCCCAACACACAACUCUAUUAGGUCGGCAAGACAGCAUGACCAUUAAAAAUCAUGAACAGAGACUGCACGAGAUCAAUACGCUUGAAUGGGAUGAUCUUUUGGUGCAUGAUGAUACACAAAAGCUGAUCACGCCACAUGAAGGAAGGACUGUAGACAUUGGAUUGCAAAAUCCGUCUCAGAUGAGUACUUACAUAAGUGUGAAAGAAGGGUUGCAAACACAGGACAGUUUUGGAAAGUGGAUGGAAAAUAUGAUAGCUGACUCUCCAGAAUCAGUAAAUGAUCAAGUGCUGGAUUCCAGAGUUUUAAUUGGAGAGGAAUCCACAGUUUUAGCUGAAGAUCAGUGUUUCACUUAUCAAAUGAUGAACAGUCUGGACCCUUCUCCGUUGGGGCAGAUAUUCAACAUAACAGAUGUUUCACCUGGAUGGGGUUUCACAACUGAGGAAACAAAGCUGUUGGUGGUAGGCUAUUUUAGUGAAGGAUAUCAACCGCCCUCUAAUUCCAAAUUAUAUCUUGUGUGUGGAGAUUCUGUUCUUCGAGCAGAAGUUGUCCAACCGGGAGUAUUUAGGUGUUUAAUUCCUCCGCAAAGCCCAGGAUUGGUGAAACUAUAUAUGAGUUUUGAUGGGCGAAACCCUAUUAGCCAAGUGGUAUCUUUUAAAUUCAGUGCUCCCAUCCCUUCGGACAAUGAAGCUAACUGGGAAGAAUUCCAACUUCAGAUGAGGCUGGCUCACUUACUUUUUUCAUCAUCUAAGAGCCUGAGUACAUAUUCCACGAAAUUAUCUCCUACUGCUUUGAAGGAAGCCAAAGCUUUUGCUCAGAAAACUUCGCACAUCAUGAACAAUUGGGUGCAACUGAGUAAAUUUCUUGAAGACAGCAAGGUGCCUUUUCCCAUGGCAAAAGAUAGGUUAUUUGAGUUGACUUUAAUGAAUAAACUACAGGAAUGGUUGCUAGAAAAAGUAGUUUCCGGGAAUAAAGUCUCUGAACGAGAUAAACAAGGUCAAGGUGUAAUUCAUUUGUGUGCUAUCCUAGGUUAUACAUGGGCGAUCUACCCAUUUUCGUGCGCUGGCCUGUCAUUGGAUUAUCGAGACAAAUUUGGAUGGACAGCUUUACAUUGGGCUGCAUACUAUGGACGGGAAAAAAUGGUGGCAGCUCUAUUAUCUGCUGGCGCAAAGCCAAAUUUAGUUACAGAUCCAACCCCAAAAUACCCUGGUGGAUACACUGCUGCUGAUCUUGCUUCUAGAAGUGGUUAUGAUGGUUUGGCGGCUUAUCUUGCUGAGAAGGCUUUAGUUGCCCAAUUUAGUGAUAUGACAUUAGCUGGUAAUGUUAGCGGAUCACUUCAAACAACAACAAAUGAGGAUGAAGGAGACGCUGGGAAUGUCACUGAGGAGGAGCUGGUUUUAAAAGAUACUCUUGCGGCUAUUAGGACUGCUGCUGAUGCAGCUGCUCGUAUUCAGGCUGCAUUCAGGGAGCACUCGCUCAAAGUCCGGACUAACACAGUUAAGUCGUCAAAUCCGGAGGAUGAAGCACGCCAUAUUAUUGCAGCAAUGAAGAUCCAGCAUGCUUUUCGCAACUACGAGGUGCAGAAAAGGAUUAAAGCUGCGGGUAGAAUCCAAUAUAGGUUUCGCACGUGGAAGAUACGCAAGGAUUUCCUCAACAUGCGGCGCCAAGCCAUUAAAAUUCAAUCUCAUUUCAGAGGAUACCGAAUGAGAAAGCAGUACAGUAAAAUAGUUUGGUCAGUUGGGGUUCUAGAGAAAGCAAUUCUGCGAUGGCGUCUGAAGAGAAAAGGCAUCCGAGGGCUGGAGAUUAAAGCUGAAGAGAAUGAAGGUGGAAAUGGAGAUGGAGAGAAUGAUGGAGAAGAGGAUUUCUUCCAAGCGAGCAGAAAGCAAGCGGAGGAGCGCGUUGAGAGAUCAGUUAUAAGCGUGCAGGCCAUGUUCCGGUCAAAACAAGCACAAGAAGCCUACAGAAGAAUGAAAUUAGAACAUAACAAAGUGAAGCUGGAAUAUGAGGAACUUCUCCACCCAGAUGAAGACAUGGGAUAAAAAGGAAGGAAGGCAGGCAGACAGGCAUGUAGAAGAAACCCAAGUAACAAAAAGCUGUGCAGUGCAGUGCAGAUAAGAGGAGGAACCAUUUAGUUAGUUAUUUGGUGCAAUUAUUUAUUAUGUCUAUGAUUAUUAUUAUCACUAUUAUGUAGGGGUGGGGUGGGGUGGGAUGAGACGGGAUGGGUGUUCCGACCACUUGACUCACUGGGGUUGUGUUGUGUUGUGCUGUGCUGUGCAUGUAUGUUUCUUAGGUGAUUAAUUGCAUGUGUAUAUACAUAUGUAUGUAUGUAAAUUCUGGUUGCUGCUGCUGCAAUGCAAUGCAAUGCUUACUGUGUGUGAGGCUGAGA